This is a messenger RNA of Argentina anserina (silverweed cinquefoil), 1851 nucleotides long. Its product is annotated as berberine bridge enzyme-like 8. The transcript has a single exon. The coding region runs from base 35 to 1648 and encodes 537 amino acids. The record is from RefSeq and is a predicted model, not a curated record. Gene Ontology annotation, molecular function: oxidoreductase activity; FAD binding. NCBI's taxonomy places the organism in Eukaryota, Viridiplantae, Streptophyta, Magnoliopsida, Rosales, Rosaceae.
UCUCCAUAGAGGCAUAAUAUCAAAAGAGCCGGAAAUGGCAAUUCGAAGGCUUUCGCAGCUUGUCUUACUCCUUCCUAUUCUCUUAGUUCUCUCCGUUUCUGCUGGUACAGUCUCAGCUUCAUCAUCAACUCCUGAAGACUUUGUUUCAUGUCUUCUAAGCCAUGCUCUCCCUUCUCACCCAAUCGGUCCAGCAAUUUACACUCCCAACAAUGCUUCUUACUCUUCCGUUUUGGAAUCCUACAUCCGAAACCUUCGUUUCAAUGAAUCAUAUACCCGAAAACCCUACCUUAUCAUCACCGCAUUGCACGUAUCGCAUGUGCAACAAGCCAUCCUUUGUGCUCAAAAACACAACUUACAAAUGAAAAUUAGAAGCGGAGGCCACGAUUACGAGGGUGUGUCGUAUGUGGCUGAAGUUCCAUUCUUCAUUCUUGACCUGUUCAAUCUCCGGACCAUCGACGUAGACAUCACAAGCGAGACUGCCUGGGUGCAGGCCGGUGCCACUCUCGGUGAAGUUUACUACAGAAUAUACGAGAAAAGCAAAGUGCAUGGAUUUCCAGCCGGAGUUUGCCCCACAGUCGGAGUUGGAGGACACUUUAGCGGCGGUGGAUAUGGUAACAUGAUGAGAAAGUACGGGUUAUCAGUUGACAACAUCGUCGAUGCACAAAUAAUCGAUGUGCAUGGAAGACUUCUUGAUCGAAAAUCGAUGGGAGAAGACCUGUUUUGGGCCAUCAACGGAGGCGGUGGAGCCAGCUUUGGAGUUGUGAUCGCGUACAAGAUAAAUCUUGUACCCGUCCCGGAGACUGUUACUGUUUUCAGGGUAAUAAGAACCUUGGAACAAAACGCAACCGACAUUGUGUACCGGUGGCAAUAUGUCGCACAUAAGCUUGACAAUGACUUGUUCAUCAGGCUCACCAUGGAUGUUGUCAAUGCAACUGGCUCUCAAAUUGGAGAAAAGACUCUGAGAGCUACAUUCAACGCCUUGUUUCUGGGAGACUCAGCGAGACUACUCUCUGUGAUGAACAAGAGUUUCCCUGAGCUGGGUUUGACGCAAUCCGAUUGCCAAGAAAUGAGUUGGGUUGAAUCCACGCUUUUCUGGACAAGCUUCCCGAACGGGAAAGCUCCUGAGGCUUUGCUUUCUAGAGUUCCUCAAGUACUUACCCAUUUGAAGAGGAAAUCGGACUACGUCAAGCAGCCAAUUCCGAAAGCUGGUUUGAAAUGGAUUUUUCAGAAAAUGAUCGAGUUGCAGACACCCAUGCUGACUUUUAAUCCUUACGGCGGAAGAAUGGCUGAGAUUGCAGCAACUGCAAAGCCCUUUCCACAUAGAGCUGGGAAUCUCUGGAAGAUUCAGUAUGCAACUAACUGGGACGCCUCUGGGUCCGAGGCUGCAGAGAAAUAUAUCGAUUUGACGAGGAAGUUGUUUGAGUACAUGACUCCUUUCGUUUCCAAGAACCCGAGGGAAGCCUUCUUCAACUAUAAAGAUCUUGACAUUGGGAUCAACCAUAAUGACAAGGGAAGCUAUUUUGAGGGAAGAGUUUUCGGGGUCAAGUAUUUCAAGGAAAAUUUCGAUAAAUUGGUGCUUAUUAAGACCAAGGUUGAUCCAGGCAACUUCUUUAGAAAUGAACAAAGUAUCCCUACUCUUCCGUACUAGAGGAAAUGGCUAGCUAACAGCAAGCUUGCAUUCAUGGGAUGGUGAUCGAAACAAUAACGUUUUAGCUGUGUUGUUUGUUUAAUUUGUAGUAUAUAUCAAGAUUAAUCUGAGCUAUUUGAUUAAUAGUUUCGGAUGUAUAUAAUCAAUUUUAUGCAGUAUACCUUUUGUUUUAAUAAACAAUCAAUAAAUGUUAAAUCAAAGUG